AUGGAGGGCUUCGAUACCACCACCAUGUCGUACCUCGCGACGCCAAUGCUGAUGCAGAACGUGCCUGGACCGGACCAACAGCACAUGGCGAUGCCGAUGAACCCAAUGGAACAGUUUGACCAGCGCUCGGUCUUCGACAACGAGACGUUUGCGAGCGAAGACGCCUUCUCGGUGUCGCAGUAUCAUAUGCAGCACCCAGCACCGCCUCUACGGAGGUUCCCAAGUACCUACGAAGAUCCUUUCUCGGACGUCCACAGCACCUACGAGCAGUCGAUUCACCCACACGAGCAGAACGGCGUGCCAGAGAGCCCCAACAUCGAAAGCAACAACAAGUUACUAAGCUUCUCAUUACCAAGCGUACCAUACACCGUACUCGACCUCGGCAUGGGUAUGCAGCAGAAAGUGCACAUGUCCAUGUCAGCCCAGUUGCAUGGCAUGUUCUUUCUCGCCGAAUCCCCGUGGGCUACAGCUGGCGAUGUCCAACCACCACCUUCAGAGCUAACCUGCUAUCGCCGUAAUCUCUUUCAGAUUACAGGCACAGUCACAUUGCCAAGGAGUAUGCAUGUUCUUCUGACUGAUCACGGUGAACAAAUACCCAUACUUGGCCAGGAGCUCACCAUAUCUGCAACCGAGUCUCUCGAGGGCAACUCGGUUAAAAUUAUCUCGGUGCCGUGGAAGACCCCCGCCACGAGUACGGUACCAAUCGAGGAUAAGACAGAAAAAGAGCCUCCAACAUAUCCUCUGGACUUGUCGACAGGCCAGGACAUGGAUAGCAACUACGUCUCAUUUCCCAUAAGCUGGAAGAGAUUGCAGUUCAGGAUAGCGACCGCUAACAACGGGAGAAGAAAGGAACUGCAACAGCACUUCGUUGUUCGCCUGAAGGUCGUAGCGUCGCUCGCAAACGGCAUGAAGGUCACUCUGUGUGAAAUUCAUUCGAGUGCAAUUAUUGUUCGUGGCAGAAGCCCAAGGAAUUUUCAGUCGCGCAAAGAUAUGCCCAUCAGUGGUGGAACCGCGCAGGCCCGCAAAUCUCACUUACCUCAACAGCCAAGUCGUACGACCACUGGCGACACUGCUCAGACCAGUCAGACUCAAGGGCAAAGCAACAUGACCUCAACCGUGAAAGCGGAGAACACGAUACAGGUCCCAUACGAAUUCGGCACCAUGGAAGUGCCGAUUUCGCCAGAGUUUUCUGACUGGAAAGUACCUGGUGGAGGCGCCAUGACCGCCAUACCGGUGGACCCACCCUCGUCGCAGAUGCCGCACGCGACACCAUAUGCACAAUCUACACCCGAUGUCUCCAGAAGCGUCCCUCCCCCACAAAGAACUUCGAUAGCGCCAGUCACUCUUUCACUCACAGAAGACGAGCCAAAGAAGGCAACCUCGCCUGUAGAGCACGCUAGGAAACGCGCCGCCCCAGCACGGCCCCCAUCGUUCUCCAUCGGCAUCAUCAACAGCCCAGAUGAAAGUGCUGACUUACUCUACGAGUACUUCCCUCUUGGGCUCGAUGACUGGAUGCCACCUGUAGAUGCCGUGUACCGUCCACAUGUUGUUCACCACACAAAUUUGCCCCAGGAUCCGACGUCUCUCGAAAGAAAGAGCAGAUCAAAACGAUACUUCGAAGCCUCGGCCUACUGA
Molecule: messenger RNA, 1635 nt
Organism: Didymella exigua CBS 183.55
Lineage: Eukaryota; Fungi; Ascomycota; Dothideomycetes; Pleosporales; Didymellaceae
Product: p53-like transcription factor
Exons: 2
Coding region: 1-1635 (544 amino acids)
Biological process (GO): positive regulation of transcription by RNA polymerase II; meiotic cell cycle
Cellular component (GO): nuclear chromosome
Molecular function (GO): DNA binding; DNA-binding transcription factor activity
Source: RefSeq, a predicted model, not a curated record